Molecule: messenger RNA, 1854 nt
Organism: Cladocopium goreaui
Lineage: Eukaryota; Dinophyceae; Suessiales; Symbiodiniaceae
Source: the annotation of a GenBank genome assembly
AUGUCCACCGAUGCGGAGUACUUUGCGUACCAGAUGAAAUAUGACACGGUGCAUGGCCGUUUCAAGCACGACGUGAAGAUUGGGGAGAAGGACGAGCUAAUCGUGAACGGCCACAAGAUCAAGUGCAUCCAAGCCAGUCGUGAGGGCCCCAAGGCGCUGCCAUGGAAGGACAUGGGCGUGGAAUAUGUGAUUGAGUCGACUGGUCUCUUCGUCGAAGCGGAGAAGGCUGCAGGGCACAUCGAGGCCGGCGCCAAGAAGGUCAUCAUCUCUGCCCCUGGAAAGGGUGACUUGAAGACCUUGGUUGUCGGGGUGAACCACACGGAGUACGACAAGGCCAACCACAACGUGGUGUCCAACGCCUCCUGCACCACCAAUUGCCUGGCUCCCGUCGUCCACGUGCUCUUGAAGGAGGGCAUUGGAAUUGAGAAGGGCCUGAUGACCACCAUCCACUCCUACACUGCCACUCAGAAGACCGUGGAUGGCGUCUCUGCCAAGGACUGGCGUGGAGGACGUGCCGCGUCUUGUAAUAUUAUUCCCAGCGCGACUGGAGCCGCAAAGGCUGUGGGCGAGGUAUUGCCCAGCACCAAGGGCAAGUUGACUGGUAUGGCCUUCCGCGUGCCCACCCCUGACGUCUCCGUGGUGGACCUGACCUUCACUGCUGAGAAGGAUACCUCCAUUGAGGAGAUCGAUGCCCUGAUGAAGAAGGCCACUGAGACCUACAUGAAGGGCGUCUUGUCCUUCACCGAUGAGGAGUUGGUGUCCAGCGACUUCAUCCACAACGUGCAGCUGGGUGGAACUCUUCAGAAAUAUGAUGCCCAGGGAUGGAACUCCUCCAUCUACGACUCCAAGGCCACUCUGCAGAACAACCUGAAGGGCGAGAAGCGCUUCUUCAAGAUCGUGUCCUGGUACGACAAUGAGUGGGGCUAUUCCAACCGCAUCUCGGAUAGCGAGGGGAACGGGGCCUCGAUGUUCCCCAGUUCAGGUGUGGUGGACCUGCUGAUGCACAUGAUUGGAACUGCGGGCUGCGGGCUGGGUGCGGAGAAAGUUCCACCCGAGUCCUGUGGCGUAGUUGUGUCCUUUUUCUUAGGCCUUCCAUGUAUCGAUGUCAAUUUGGUGGCUUUCCAUUGGCGGCUGCGUUCUGUUGGUGGCUCGGCCAUCACUUUUUGGAGGGCUGUGACUGUGGCGGCUGUGGGCUCUGAAAUGGUUUCAUGUGCCAGACCGAGUGCCACAUCCUUCGCGGAAGGACAUGCUGAGCUGCACGAUGUGAAUGCACGGAAGACUUCGAAGAAACCGCGACAGGCGGUGCUGCAGAUGCGCCAGAGGUACAGACGGCGCCGAAAUCGAGAUGGUGCAUCGAUGGAGGAGGUUGACCCUGAUGGGCGUGCGGAGCAAAUGAAGGAAGCUUGCGGGAAGACCAAGGAUGACGAAAUCAAACUGAAUGACAUCCGCGCCUGCGUCGAAGCAUUGCAGAGCUAUGCCCAAGCCACACGUGAAGGCUUUAUCCAGUCCAUCAGUGCGGAAAAGGUCUUUGUGCGUGAGUACCAGAACGCUGCCAAGAAGUUGGCCCUCUUGGGUGAUACGGAGCUGUUUUGGAAAGACAUCCAGAAGGAGCAUAAGAAUGCCCUGGUCUUCUUGACCAACUUGGCUUCCAAAGUGGGCGAUGAUGCCAAGGACCUCAAGGUGUACAGCAAGCUGAAAAAGAAGAACCAAGCCAAAUCCAAGGGCACGAACAAAGGUGAAGAUGAAGACGAAGAUGAGGAUGAGGAGACUGAGGGUGAUAACGACAGCUCCGAGUCCUUCGGAGAGUCGGAGUCGGAGGCAACGGAGUCGGCGUCCAAGGAUGAGGAAGGAUGA